CAAGACGUUAACAAUUGGAUAAAAUAUUCUGAUACCAUGUAAAAUUUCAACUAGGAAAGAUACCCUUACCUAUUACCGGUCUACUGAAGAGAGAAAAAGAGAGGAUUAUUAUACUAAUCUAGACAUAACACCGCAAAUUAAGGGAAAGAUAAUGCCAAUGUGAAUGCCAAACAGUCCAUGCGGUGGCCGGCGUGAAAAGGGCAAAAGAAUAUAAAAAUAAAAAACGAGUAAUUAAGCUCCGGCCGAGAUGACUCUACCGAUACAGAAAGCAACUUGCCGCCGGAGUGCACGUCGUCGGAAACAUUAUAAAACUUCGUCGUCCGCCGUGAUCAGCGUGUAUGUGUGUAUUCCUACUGUACGGCGCACGGCGUGCUUGUCAAUUGUCAGCACCAAAUUAACUAAGAAAACGAAGUGGUCAGAACAUGUAAUUGUUUGUCUCAUUUCCCGCCGAUGAAGAAGAAGAGGAUCCUCUGUGACUGUUUGCCGGGAAUGAAAGACCUCCGGCGAGAAGGUCGUCGGCACUAGAGAUCCCAAUACCCGAAAUGUUUCCGUUAUUGGGAGAGGCGGAGAACAUGAAGUGUCCGCUCUGCGACGGCUGAUACUGCAAGUGAUACCCGCUGUUGGCCCUCGCCGGAGCCGGGUUGAGAAGCUGAGGAUGGCGGGGGAUACUGCUCCCCAACCCGAACCCGAAAUUCAUGCCCGACCCGGGAUGCAGAAACGGGUAGUGACCCGCCUGCUGCGCCGCCAGGGCAGGCCCGCCGGUGAACUGCUGCACCAUGGCGCGGAAGUUGGACGCGUCGGUGUUGAGAACCGUCGUCGGAGUUCUCCUGGAAGCUCGGGUCCUUCUGCGCACCGCCGGCUUCGAAACCCGGCCCUCGGGGCUCAGCCUGCCGCCAAGAGAGUGCGGUGCGGUAGGGGAAGUCACGGUGGUGGUGACCACCGUGGCGUCGGAAACCCGGCCGUCGCCGCCGAAAAGAUUGGUCAAGGGGUCCUGACACGACGGCGUUAAGCUGUGCUGAUAGAAUUGAGCCCAGUCGCUAGGGCCCACCGGCAUGGUUUCACUCAGGGCCAUUACAGAACAGAUUAUUGGUGUUAUGGUAUAAGGAAUUAAGGAGUGUGUUAAUUAAACUAGUGAUGAAUUGAAGAAGGAAGGAAGAAAAGAUUGGGAG
Molecule: messenger RNA, 1169 nt
Organism: Cuscuta epithymum
Lineage: Eukaryota; Viridiplantae; Streptophyta; Magnoliopsida; Solanales; Convolvulaceae
Source: the annotation of a GenBank genome assembly